Oreochromis aureus is the source of this 873-nucleotide messenger RNA. It is a transcript of the gene tm2d1, whose product is annotated as TM2 domain containing 1. The transcript is spliced from 7 exons. The record is from RefSeq and is a predicted model, not a curated record. The coding region runs from base 33 to 626 and encodes 197 amino acids. Lineage: Eukaryota; Metazoa; Chordata; Actinopteri; Cichliformes; Cichlidae.
AGGUACCGCCCUGUCACGUGAUUGAGGGAAUCAUGGCGUCCUCCCGGAGGCGGCUGCUGUGUGUGCGCUCCGGGGCGCUCAGCCUCUUAUUUUACUGCGUUUAUUCGCACCUGCAGCUGGUCCUGAGCGAGGAGGCAGAGAACUGCCAGAACCUGAGACUCGGACAGUAUAAAUGCAAUGAUCCAAAGAUUGACGAAUCCACUCAGGAGCCAGAGAACUGCAGGGACAUGACGGCGUCGGUGGAGUGCCUCCCAGCUCCAAACAUCAGCUGUCGGCUCUCCAACGGGACGGUGUUCAGGUUUAGCGGGGACGAGGUCGGCUUCAACAAAUCCAUCCCCUGCAGGAAUGUGAGUGGUUAUUCCUACAAAGUGGCCGUGGCAUUGUCUCUGUUUCUGGGCUGGCUCGGAGCAGAUCGCUUCUACCUGGGAUAUCCUGCUCUGGGAUUGUUGAAGUUCUGCACUGUUGGUUUCUGUGGGAUCGGCACACUCAUCGACUUCAUAUUGAUCGCCAUGCAGAUCGUGGGUCCAGCGGAUGGAUCAAACUACAUCGUGGAUUAUUACGGUGCCCGUCUGACCCGUCUGUCCAUCACCAACGAGACUUUCAGGAAGCCACAUCACUCUCUGUGACCUCACCUGGAUGCAGCCUGCCUCUCCAUCAGUGCAGUAAAUUCAGACCUGCUGUGAAGAAAUCCCUCCUCAUCUUCAGUUCUGUUUGAAUCUAUUUAAUGGUCACUCCGAAUCAUCCUUAAAAAAAACACUUAAUUGCACUUUUGUUUUUUUUGGCUUGCUGACAUGUUGCCCCACCCAUUCCUGUCUCUAAGUUAUUCUGUUUGUCAUGAAGACUUUGUAAAUAAAGUUUCUUUUUGUUAAUCUA